Limulus polyphemus (Atlantic horseshoe crab) is the source of this 2578-nucleotide messenger RNA. RefSeq names its product AP-4 complex subunit beta-1-like. Gene Ontology annotation, cellular component: membrane coat. The coding region runs from base 200 to 1807 and encodes 535 amino acids. Gene Ontology annotation, biological process: intracellular protein transport; vesicle-mediated transport. The record is from RefSeq and is a predicted model, not a curated record. The transcript has 3 exons. Lineage: Eukaryota; Metazoa; Arthropoda; Merostomata; Xiphosura; Limulidae. Gene Ontology annotation, molecular function: clathrin binding.
ACAACGCAACUUCUAACGAUUAGGUUUAUCGUGUAUAUUGAGUUUUUGUUUAAGAAAAUGUGGAAUUCAAUGUUUUGUUUGUGCUUUUCAUAUAUGUAGACUAAGCGUUAUCCAUAUAUAUGUACAAUAAUGUAUAAUUUAUCCGUUCUAAGAAGAACUCCACUUUUAGCAUAAAAAAACAUUAAUUAUAAUAUUAAUAAUGGCUCAAGAAGUGAAAAAUAUUAUUUUGACAUUGUCCCAAUUAACAGUAAUGCAGGACGUUGUGACUCGUCGGGAUGUAAUGCGAAGGGUGCUGGCUUUGAUGAAUCUUCAAGUUGACUUAAGACCAGUUAUUGGACACUUGUUCAAGUAUUUAGCAGUACCAGACUUGGUUGUGAAAAAGGUUGUUUAUUCUUUAUUAGUUAGAUAUGUCAGUGAUGUACCUGAGCUAACACUCUUAGCAUCUAACACAAUUCUAAAAGACUUAAGUGAUUCAAAUCCCCUGGUGAGAAGUCUUGGAACUAAGUCUUUAUUGAAUAUUCCUUAUUUUCAAGAACAGAUACCCAAUGUUCUUUUACAAGCCUUCCAGGACAGAAGCCCUCAGGUACGCAGGACGGCAGUUGUAAAUUGUGUUCAGAUACUGAAAGAGCCUGGUUUAGCAACCUUGAAACAUGAAACAUUGGACCAGUUAUACAUGUUAAUCAGAGACACAGAUCCCCUCGUAGUAGUUUAUACUCUGGCCGUGUUGGACAGAAUACUCGUCUCAGAAGGGGGCAUAGUUAUCACAAGAAAGAUGAAAAGCUAUCUAGUAAACAGACUGGAAAUGUUUCACGACUGGAGUAUUUUAGGGGUUACCAGAUUGUUUCUAAAAUGUCAUCCAGAAAGUCAGGAAGAACUGCUGAGCUUUCUCAAUAGCCUUGAUGAACAUCUAGAACAUUCAAAUCCUGCCAUUGUCCUUGGUGUUACAGACUUCUUAAACUCACUCUUAAAGACCUCACUGUCACAUCUUGCCCAAGAAGUAAUAGAGCACGUUACACCAAAGCUUUGUUUUUAUUUAGCAUCUACUAAUCAUGAACUUGUGUUUGCUAGUUUGGAGUUCAUUGAAAAGCACUUGAAAGAACAUUUAGAAAUAUUUUCCCAAAGACUAAGUAGCUUCUUCUGUAAGUUUUCAGAUCCAGUGUUUGUGAAGUUAAAGAAACUCACAAUGCUUCCAAUGCUAGCUACUGCAUCAAAUAUUAGAGACAUUGUGGAUGAACUGAAAAUGUAUUGCACAAAUCAUUUAACUGUCAUAAGUAAAACUGCAAUUAAUAGUCUGUCUCAAAUUGUCAACUUUCAACCUUCAAUGUCAUCACCAAUAAUAAAUUUCUUUCUUCAACUGCUUGAGCUAGAGAUCAAACCUUUGGUGGAAACAGUUUUUCAGAACCUUUCAGGAUUAGAAUUCCAGGUAGACCAAAGAACCGAGCAGAAUAUUGUUUCAUCCUUGUUUACAUACAGGCACGUAGUUAGUUCUCCAGAAGGAAAGUGUGCCAUUCUUAACCUGCUAACUAUGUAUGAUCAAGCUAAUGUGGAAACACCCUAUGUCCUGGAAGAACUAAUUGAACAGUGUUUAGAAGAAAGUACUAUUGUCAAGCAUACAUUAUUGGUAUGUUGUGUUAAGAUCUUUCUCAACAGACCAGCAGAACUACAGGAAAUGCUUGGUAGGCUUUUUGAACAUCUUUUGAAUGAUAACAGUCCAACUCUAAUAGCUGAAACUCAGUUUUUUUACAAACUUUUGAAGACGGGGACUGACGUAGCACAACAAAUUGUUUUUGGUGAUCUCAUAAGGUAGAAACUAGUGAGUUCUCAUGCAAACAAGUAGGAUGAUUAAAGCAAAAAUAUACUUUUAAAAUUUGAUGAAAUUUCAAUCUUGGAAGGCUAUUUAUAACUUUUAUAUUAAAGUGAAAUGUAAGAAAAACAAACCACACACUCAGGCAUAAAAAUCUAUCCAACAACAAUCAUAAAAGUUUUUAGAAAAUUUUCUGUUUAAUCAUAAGUGACUUAUUUAAAUCUAUAUUUAAAUAAUUUAACAGUUUCUUAACUGUUUAUGAUUAUAAUUGACAGUAUUGCUUCCUUAAGUUAUAUAUGACUUACUCUUGUGUCUGUAGUUAUAAUGGUAUUAGUUUAUAGAUCUGCAUAAUUUUGUAAUAAACUGUAGAAUAAUGUGACAUAAAAUAUAAAGCAAAUUUCUGGUUUAUCACUUAAUGAAUUAUCAAUGUACAUAUGAUAAUCACAUGUUGACCUCAUUAAUUUAAGGUCAUGAAACAUAAUUUACAAUGAUUGCAUUAGAAUGAAGUUCUUCAAGGUAAGCUUGCACUUUGCUUUAAAUUAUCUUAUUUCCAGGAUUAUCAUACAAGCAUUUAUUUCCCAGUUUUAUUGACUUUAAUAGUUCUUUAUCCCCACAGCAAUUGAACAUAUGUUUGCACAGUCCAACCUUAUGACACACACCAUGCAUAUCUUCUAUUUAAUAUUGUACAUUUGUUUAUUACUGAAUAUUUGUACAAAAUGUAUGUAUGGUUAAAGCUCAAAAUUAAUGGUUUCCUUCCACUCAUUUUUUAAAAAU